CUUCAAAUCAGAAAGUCAAAACCCUAUUCUAUCAAUACCUUCUGCCUUCAAGAACCCUAUUGUUUUAUGCUAAUUUGUCCUCAAAGAUUCAUCCUUUGUCAACAGAGUUUCUCACAAACUUGAAGUUGAGAAAAUCACACUUUUUUUCCUUUUCGGCUUUUGAUCUGAACCUCAAUCAGUCAACAGCUAGUGAGAAUUCUGAGAGGCAAAUAAUGGAUAGAAUUCUGAGGUGAAAAUAUUAAUUCUGGAGUUAUGAAUUUGAUCACCAGAUGGGGGGACCUAAAUUGAUAAUAAGAGGAUAUGGAAGGACUGUAUUGCAAGAAUUCAAGAUUGGUUGCAUGUUGUAUUGUUCUUUGCAUCUUCAUAGCUAUCCAACCAACCCGUUCACAAGAAGAUUUUGUAAGUAUACAAUGUUGUGCUGAUUACAUAUUCACCGAUCCAAACAACAAUAUAACAUGGGUCCCAGAUGAUAAAUGGUUCUCGGACAACAGACAAUGUCAAAACAUAGUAAGACCACUACAAAAUGGUACAACGUAUGAAUAUGCUCGAUUCUUCAACUCAAAGUACGGUACAAAAUGGUGUUAUGAAUUACCAACAAAAAAGGGUCAGAAUUAUCUGAUUAGGGGCACAUUCCCUUAUAAAGAUAUUAUUAAUACAUCACCUACAGGGACAGUUUUUGAUGUUUCAAUUGGUAUUACACCAAUAGGCCGGGUUAACUCAACAGAUGAAACCGAAAUUGAAGGGAUUGUAAGAGCUACUAAUGACUAUAUCAACUUUUGUUUAUUACCAAAACAAGGAAAUCCUUAUGUUUCCAAGAUCGAAUUAAGACCAUUGGAUUUGGAUUAUGGAGAUUCCUCAACAAUCCUCAAACUUGUGCAUAGAGUUGAUGUUGGGAAUACAAAUGGAGAAAUCAGGUACCCACAAGAUCCAUACGAUCGAAUCUGGAAACCUGAUUCGGGUUUGAACCAAAAUGGCAAUUCCACAUCACUAGAAAACAGAAAAAUCAUUAGCCCAAAUAGCACAAACACAUUGCCUCCGGUUACGGUGCUACAAACAGCUCGAACACAUUCAGAUCGUUUAGAAUUUCGGCAUGAUUUUCAGUCAGGGUACAGUGAUUAUAUUCUUAAUCUUUAUUUCCUGGAACUCAACGAAUCUGUGCAAACUGGGCAACGAGUGUUUGACGUUUAUAUCAACGAUAAACAAAGGAUGAAUAUUGAUAUAAUAUCUGGUGGUUCAAACUACAAGGCUGCUUCUAUAAACUUCACAGCAAACCAAUUUCUUAAUUUGACUAUAACAAAAGCUAAUGGAUCUCGGUGGGGUCCGAUUUGCAAUGCUUAUGAAAUUUUGCAAGUCCGCCCAUUACUUCAAGCUACCGAUCAAAAAGAUGUGGAUGUGAUUUUGAUCAUAAAAAAAGAGCUGUUGGUGGAGAACCAAGAUAAUGAAGUAUUAGAAAGUUGGACAGGUGACCCGUGUCUCCCACAUAGUUGGCAUGGGGUGACGUGCAACAAGUCGAAUGGAAAUACGGUCAUAACUAAGCUGGAUUUAUCCGACGGAAAAUUUAAAGGACCACUUGCACAGGGCAUCACUAUGCUGACUCAUCUUACGGAACUGAACGUUAGCAAUAACCAGUUCACCAACAGCAUUCCAGUAUUCCCAUCUUCUGCGGUUCUCACUUCAAUGGACCUACGAAACAAUAAUUUCAUGGGAAGGAUCCAAGGCUCACUCACCUCCCUUCCACACUUGACACAGCUAUACUAUGGCUGCAAUGAGGAUUUCAGCAAAGAGCUUCCUACAAGUCAAAAUUCAUCCAGGCUUGCUACAGACAACGGAAUGUGCAGAGGAGAGAAAUCAUCACAUCUAGCACACGGUGUUUUUAAAGCAGCAAUCGCAGGUGCUGCCAUUUUAGUUGUGGGAAUACUCGCUUGCGUAAUUUGCGUUUACAAGAAACGGAGAAUGGUCAACAAAAGAUCAGAAGGAAAAAGAAAUGCAAUGACCAAGAAUGCGAUUUAUGCAAUACCUAGCAGUAAGGAUGAUAUUAGUUUAAAGGAGAUAUCCAUAGAAAGUUUUACGCUUGACCAAAUAGAAAGCGCGAUACAACAUUAUAAAACAUUAAUAGGUGAAGGAGGGUUCGGAUCUGUUUACCGUGGGACCCUACCAGAUGGUCAAGAAGUAGCUGUAAAAGUCCGGUCAGCAACUUCAACACAGGGAACCCGUGAAUUUAACAAUGAGUUGACACUUUUAUCAGCUAUUCGGCAUGAAAACUUGGUGCCACUUCUUGGUUUUUGCUGUGAAAAUGAUCAACAAAUUCUUGUUUAUCCGUUUAUGUCUAAUGGGUCCCUACAAGAUCGGCUUUAUGGUGAAGCAUCUAAGCGAAGAGCUCUAGACUGGCCGACCAGACUUUCAAUAGCUUUAGGAUCUGCUCGAGGUUUAAGCUAUCUUCAUACAUUCUCGGGACGUUCUGUCAUACACAGGGAUGUGAAAUCAAGUAACAUACUCCUAGACAAUAGCAUGUGUCCCAAGGUGGCAGAUUUCGGUUUUUCAAAAUACGCACCUCAAGAAGGUGAUAGUAACGCCUCCCUAGAAGUAAGGGGAACAGCUGGUUAUUUGGAUCCAGAGUAUUAUUCAACCCAACAAUUGUCUGCCAAGAGUGAUGUCUUUAGCUACGGAGUUGUGCUACUUGAAAUCAUCACUGGUCGGGAGCCUCUUAAUAUACACAGACCGCGAAAUGAGUGGAGCUUGGUUGAAUGGGCAAAACCUUAUAUAAGAAAUUCACGAAUAGAGGAACUGGUGGAUCCGAGUAUAAAAGGAGGGUAUCAUACGGAAGCUAUGUGGAGAGUUGUGGAAGUAGCAUUAGCAUGUAUCGAGCCGUUUUCAGCUUAUAGGCCAUCUAUGAUAGACAUUGUUCGUGAACUAGAAGACGCUUUAAUUAUUGAAAAUAAUGCAUCUGAAUACCUGAGAUCAAUGGAUAGCUUUGGGGGAUCUAAUCGGUUCUCCAUUGACAGACCGAUUGUUACUUUACCUUUACCUACUCCAACGUCAGAACCGUCAUCUCUUCUUUCACAGCCUGCUCUUCCCCAACCUAGAUAAACCUGGUGUCUAAAUGCAGCACAUGAUGUAUGAUAUUAAGUAAAUAUGUUCACUUUUCGGUUAAUUCCAAUCUAGUAAAUUUAAUCAGAGGGCAUAUUUUGGAAUAUAUUUAUAUUUUUA
This is a messenger RNA of Helianthus annuus (common sunflower), 3207 nucleotides long. Its product is annotated as nodulation receptor kinase. Gene Ontology annotation, biological process: protein phosphorylation. Gene Ontology annotation, molecular function: ATP binding; protein binding; protein kinase activity. Bases 301 to 3087 code for a protein of 928 amino acids. The record is from RefSeq and is a predicted model, not a curated record. Lineage: Eukaryota; Viridiplantae; Streptophyta; Magnoliopsida; Asterales; Asteraceae. The transcript has 15 exons.